UUCCCAAAGCACCUGGCAAAGUCUUUCUACUCUUAGUUCAUUUUUUGAGAGUUCAAAGAAUUGAUAACAUAUUGAAUAAAAUCAUUCCUAGUUAUCAUCUAUUGAUUAAAACACUUUUAAAAAAGUGUUACUUUGAGGGUUUUAUUUGUUAUUGUUUUGACAGGGUCUUGCCGCAUAGCUUAAGCUGGCUUCAAGCUUCUUAUGUAGCUCAGACUGGCCUUGAACCUCCUGUAAGCCUCCUGAGUUUUGAGAUUAUUAUUUUUUUUUUAAAUGUGAUCAUGUAGUUUAAAACAAAGGCAUAGUAAAGUUUGACUUCACAGAAUGGCUAUCCAAUGAGUCAAUGCCAGAAAUUUUGUUGGAGGUAUUAAGCUGAGGCUGUUUCUGAAACAGCAUGUCAGGAGAUAUUCUAGUUUGCUUUCUGUUGCUGUGAUAGAGUAGCACUCUGGCCAAAAGCAACUUAAUCCAUCCUUGUGGGAAGUGAGGACAGGAAUUUAUGCGGGAACAUGCACAGCCCAUGGAGAAAGACCCGCUAAUUCACUUUCUGCCUCUGCUCAGCUAGCGUUCUUAUGUAGCCCAGAUCCACCCAUCUAGGGAGGGUUGGUACCAUUCACAGUGGGCUGGGACCUCCCACAUCAAUACAUUUAUUCUCAGACAUGGCUACAGGCCAAUUGGAUCUGGGCAGUUCCUCAACUGAGGCUCCCUCAGACGAUUCUCAGCUGUGUCAGGCUGACAGCUAAAAGUAGCUAGGACAGAUGAUAAAAAGGAUUCCCUGUUCUUAUAGAUAAUGUGGAGUCAGGCAAUCAUUACAGCUCUAACUCUAUCCUUUCUCUGUGGCUCUAUUGCUGUCAUCCAUCUUGAGCGACAGUCUGGGUGGAGAUGAACGAUAACCAGAACAGAGCCAGGUUUAGUUAACUUCAUCCUGUAAAUGUCAAGUGCUAAAUACAAAAAGCUUUGACACAGAAGAAAAUGAAGAGAAAUCUAAAUGAAAGUUCAGCCCGAAGUACAGCAGGCUGUUUGCCUGUGCCAUUGUUCAAUCAGAAAAAGAGGAACAGACAGCCAUUAACUUCUAAUCCACUUCAGAAUGAUCCAGGUGUCAGUACUGUUUCUGACAGUUACGGUUCCCCUUCUUUUCCAACAGAUUGGGCGUGGGAAGCUGUGAAUCCAGAGGUGGCUCCUUUAAAGAAAACAGUGAAUACAGGGCAAAUACCAGCUUCUGCUUCUUAUCCCUGGAGAAGUCAAGAUUCUGUGUCUAAAUCUAUUCAAUCAAAUGCUGAAAGAAGCCAAAGUGCCUGGGGCUACAGAGGCAACAACAGAAAUACUAGCUUGAGAACUUGGGAUUUUCGACCUCAGCAUAAAACUGUAAGCCCUGCGGCAAACAGUGAGUUCAGUUCUUGUCCAGUGAAUUUGGGAGCUCAACAACAAAAACAGUUCCAAACACCUGAAUUUCCUAACUUACCUGGACAUAAAGAAGCUGAAGUACCCCGACAAACAUGUUUAUCAAAACUGCCUGGCUCUACAAUGAAAGGCCCAGACAGAGCCAGUGCACUGCAGGCAUUUAAACCAAGUUUUCAACAAAAUCCAUUUAAGAAAACAGUGUUGGGAGAUAUUCCAAGAGAAAAUUCUCUGAAGGAAGGUACUUUGCAUCAGUUAAAGGAAAAAGAUAAUUCUUUAAGAAUUAUUUCUGCAGUUAUUGAAAGUAUGAAGUAUUGGCGAGCACAUGUGCAGAAAACUGUACUUCUUUUUGAAAUAUUGGCUGUCCUGGAUUCAGCUGUCACAUCUGGCCCACAUUAUUCAAAGACUUUUCUUAUGAGAGAUGGGAAAAAUAUUCUUCCAUGUGUAUUUUAUGAAAUUGAUCGUGAACUUCCAAGACUGAUUAGAGGCCGAGUUCACAGGUGUGUUGGACACUACGACCCAGACAAGAACAUUUUCAAGUGUGUUUCUGUCAGACCAGCAUCUGCUUCUGAACAAAAGACUUUCCAAGCAUUUGUUACAAUUGCAGAUGCUGAGAUGAAGUAUCAUACUAAAGUAACGAAUGAAAUGUAAAUAGUGACAAAGGGAAUUACACAGUAUGAGCAGGAGCUUUUGCUGUCACUGCUUUACCACUUGCAUGGUUUAAUCACUCUUGUUUUUGUAUUUCACUUCUUUUUAUAAAAGUAAAACUCUUCUUAUAUUUUUGACCAAAACAGCAUAGCUAGAUUUUUUUAAUUUUGAAAUUUUAUUGAGCUAUGCUGGAUAAACCACCAUUUAAAUUGUAUAAUUUAAGUUUCUAGUAUGCUCACCAAGUUAUGCAACCAUUACCAUUAUCUAGAUGCAGACAAUGUCAUCACUGCCAGAAGAAUGCACAUCCACCAACAGUUACUUUCCUUUCUCUUUUACCUCUCAGAACCACAAUUUUCUUUUGUGUAGCUAUGGAUUAUUUUGUUGUUCUGUGCAUUUCAGAGUAGAGCUAAUCUUGGUAAAUGCGAAACGAUUUUUUUUUUUUAUUUUCUAAGAAGAUAAAUUUCUGUAUUUGCCAGGCACUGGCAUAGCCUCAUGAAAGAUAGCUAUAUCAGGGUCCUGUUAGCAAAAUCUUGUGAGUGGGUGGGUUAAGGAGCAGGGCAGGGGGAGGGUAUAGGGGACCUUGGGGAUAGCAUUUGAAAUGUAAAUGUAGAAAAUACCUAAUAAAAAGAAAUGAAAAAAGAAGAUAAAUUUCUUGAAAUAAAAAUUUUGAGUUUACAC
Mus musculus (house mouse) is the source of this 2718-nucleotide messenger RNA. RefSeq names its product spermatogenesis associated 22 (gene Spata22). The transcript has 9 exons. Gene Ontology annotation, biological process: gamete generation; meiotic DNA repair synthesis; homologous chromosome pairing at meiosis. The coding region runs from base 967 to 2043 and encodes 358 amino acids. Gene Ontology annotation, cellular component: chromosome; nucleus. The record is from RefSeq and is a predicted model, not a curated record. NCBI's taxonomy places the organism in Eukaryota, Metazoa, Chordata, Mammalia, Rodentia, Muridae.